UCCUAUCAAUUUAAGUCGACAGCAAAAGCAUACUAUUUCAUAAUUCAUCUUCAACUUCCACCUGUGAACUUUUCCAACGAAGAUUUUCCGCACUUCUAUACCAUAUGACCACUACCACCCAAUCUUGACAAUUGACAUUUUCUUCUCCUUCUUCUUCUAUUCUUUUUCUGUCUCUUUCUUUCUCUCUUCUCUGCAUAUUCAUAGAAACUGUUCCAAUUUUACACCUAACUCUAUAACCCUUCACUUAAAUUUUCCAGAUUAUACCAAAUCACCCAAUUAAUUCUAUUUCUGUAAUCUCCUCAUUUUCUCCACAAACUUUCCCCGUUUAAUUUCAAUUAUGCAUUUUCCAACUUAAUUUAAAACGUGUACGUUCUUUUUUGGUUGCAAAUUUAAUGCAUUUCAAUCUAACUUACUUCUAAUUCAUGUCCCUUUCAUUUUUUUUUCGUUUAUACACUUUACAUACUAAAUUUUAUCAGUUUUCUUUUUGAUUUUCAUCUAAAUUUUGCUGUCAUUAGUUUGAUCUUAUCAUCUUAGUGUCAAAUAAUUAAUUUUUAGGAUAAUACCCAUUUGUUCAAAUUUUAAUUUUUUAUCCUCAAUAAUCAUUCUUGUUUACAAAAAAAUUUAAUUUUUUGGAGUAAAAAAUUGAUUUUUGGAGUAGGGUAUUAAGCAAUCCCUAAAUCUGGGGAAUGUUUUCUUAUCUGUUUCUCAAUCUCAAUAAACAAAAUUCCCCCUUUUUAUUUCAUGUCAUAAACUCUCUCAUUGAUUUAUGUAUCUUUAAUUGUUCAUCUCUCCCUUUUUGAUCAUAUCACCUACUUUUCUUGAAAGUUUUAAUUUUUUUAAUUCUGAAAUUGUUUGGUGAAAUGGGUUGUGCUAGUUCAAAGCAAUCAAGAUGUAAGCAUUGCAAAACACAAUAUUCUCCAAUGACAAGAAGAAGUUUUUCAAUGAAUGUUCAUCAUCCACCAGAGAAGAAAGGGGAUAGCUAUCAUGUUGUUGCUCUUACUUCCUCCACUUUAGGCUCAAUCAAGCUUGACCAACCAAUUGAUUUGAUUUAUGGGAUGGAAAAUUGGGAUAAUUCUGAUGAACAGGAAUUAAAUCAUGUUGAUCUUGAUAAGAAAAGUCAAAUUGAUGAUGAUAUUAGAAGAAAUCAAGAAGUGGGUAUUGAAAAAAACAAAGAAUUUGAAUUGGGGAUGAUUGAAGCAAAAGCUUGGUCUAAGAUGAUUGAUGAAAAAAUUAUUAGGGUUGUUCCUAAAACCCCAAUUAGAACACCUCCUGGUGAACCUGAAACCAUCAAUGUUCAUGAAUUAAUGGAAGGUCUUGAUGAUAGUAGUCCUCUUAGGUUAGGACAACAUCAUCUUAGGAGCUUUUCAUUUCAUGUUUCAGCUGAUUCAAUACACCCUCUUGUUGAUUCUCCAAGAAUUGAUGGAUUUCAGCAAAAUAUGUUAGAAUGCCCUAAGAAUGUAAAGCCUUGGUUUGAUUGUGCUGAGAAAGAUGAUGAUUUGAGUAAUGAAAAUCCAAUUUCAAAAGCUUUAGCUUCUGAUUUUGAUCCAGAAGUUAUUGCUGUAUUUAGGAAAGCACUUGAAGAAUUGUCUCCUACAAACCCAUUUCAUCUAAAACCUAGUGAUGUCGUUCGAGAUAAUGAAAACCAACAAGUGAUUCAAAAUCAUUACAAUGGAGAAGAAAAGAAGAUUAAUGGGUAUUUAACAGAUGAAAAGUUGCUUAAUGGGUUUGUUGAUGUUAAUGGUUUUGUGGACAGGAUAAUUUCUGAGAAGGACGAUAGUUUCAGUGUAUCUGAUAAUGGAGACACGCAAACUAUAGAGGAAGGAAAUGUGGAUUGUCCUACAAAGGAGAGAGUGAUUUUUUACUUCACUAGUCUGAGAGGGGUGAGGAGAACAUAUGAGAAUUGUUGUUAUGUUAGAUUAGUCCUUAAAGGGUUGGGUGUUAGGGUAGACGAAAGGGAUGUAUCGAUGCACUCGGGUUUUAAGGAAGAGUUGAGGGAGCUAUUAGGUGAUCAAGCGUUUAAGGAUGGAUUGCCUAAGGUUUUCAUUGGUGAAAGGUACAUUGGCGGAGUUGAGGAGAUACGAAAAAUGCACGAAGAUGGAGAACUCGAAAAAAUUGUAGAACAUUGUGAAAGGUUAGAUGAUGAUGGUGGUAAUCUAGUAGAUGUUUGUGAAGCUUGUGGUGAUAUUAGGUUCGUUCCGUGUGAAACAUGCUCAGGAAGCUGUAAAAUUUACUAUGAAUGUGAGGAAGAGGAGGAAGAGUAUGAAGAAGAUGAGUAUGGAUUUCAAAGAUGUCCUGAUUGCAAUGAAAAUGGCCUCGUUCGAUGCCCGAUUUGUUGCUAUUAAGCUAGGAGUACUAAUGUUUGAGGUAAAAUCGACCGAAUUCUUCUAGUCCGUCCAUUGAAGGGAAUACGGGUAUGGAUUGUCUGUCACAUCCUCUCACCCAAACACUGCUUUCGACCGGGAUAUUGGGUAUGAUAAUGAUGGUGAAGAAGAACGUAGGAGUACUACAUUUGGUAAAGAUGGAUUUACCAUUUCUUGUUAUUGUUCAAAAAUCAAAAAAUUUUGUUGUGUUGAUGAGAUGUUUGUUGUAUAGUAGGAAGAGUGUGAUAUGCCAUAACAAGGUGAAUUAAAGAUGAAUGAAGAUAAUAUGCUGACUAGUGUCUUUUUACAAGGGUAAUUACAACCCCUAGUCAUUUUGAUUUGUCUGUCAUAGAUUGUAAUACUUCUAUUACUGAACUGUAUGUUUGUAUCUAUGAUCUAUAAAAGAUCAGUUAUCA
Amaranthus tricolor (Joseph's coat) is the source of this 2776-nucleotide messenger RNA. RefSeq lists its product as uncharacterized. The transcript has a single exon. The record is from RefSeq and is a predicted model, not a curated record. Bases 861 to 2342 code for a protein of 493 amino acids. NCBI's taxonomy places the organism in Eukaryota, Viridiplantae, Streptophyta, Magnoliopsida, Caryophyllales, Amaranthaceae.